GAAUAUGGUUUGGGGUCACCGCUGCAUUCACAGGAUUUUACCAAAUCAGUCUAAAAACAUCACCUUUCAGUAUUGGUGUGAUGACGUUGAUUAUCACCGGUACUCUGAUAUCACUGGUCGGUGUUCUGGGCAAUCUUGGUGCAUGUAGCUUCAAAAUAUCUGCUCUUAAUUUGUAUUCUGGCCUGCUUUGCCUUUUGAUCAUCAUAAACAUUGCAGUAGGUGUGGCAGCCUUCGUAAGGAGUGGACAAAUGUCAGACGAGUUGUUAGAGUUCCACCGCAAGCUCUACACUAAGAGUCCGGAUGACAGGAGUAAAAGCGAAACCAUGAUCCUCAAAGUAUUGCAUAAAACUUUUGACUGCUGUGGCAUUGAUGGAUCGACUGGCAAGUCUGAAGACACCUGUCCAGAAGGUAUCUCCCAGAAGGAUGGCAAAUUUCCUAACUGUCCCAACGUGAUCCAGGACAUGUUCAACUCCAAAGCGCCUCUGGUGUUGGUUGGGUUUCUAGGGAUUGCUGGAAUCAUGAUGUUGGCCCUGGUGUGCAGUGUCAUCUUCAGCAGAUACAUCUCAAAGAAUCCUCCAUCUUCUGGAACCAACUCCGAGUUGGAACGUUUACAUAACGAAUGUAUUGAGAAUUUGCGUGAUAACUUAAUUUCGUUCUGUAAAUAAUUAGGUGUGUAAUAAUGCAUUGUUACCAUGGAUAAGAACUGGUAGUUUCAUGGUUUAUCAUAGUUUUUCCAAAACUGGGCCUA
Molecule: messenger RNA, 748 nt
Organism: Carassius auratus (goldfish)
Lineage: Eukaryota; Metazoa; Chordata; Actinopteri; Cypriniformes; Cyprinidae
Product: CD9 antigen-like
Exons: 7
Coding region: 81-665 (194 amino acids)
Cellular component (GO): plasma membrane
Source: RefSeq, a predicted model, not a curated record